AUGUUGAUCGACGAAUCCGCCACGUUAAGUUUCAACCAGGCUGUGACCUCCAACGUUGACGUCACAAUGCCUCGAAGCGAUGAACAGAACAACAGCGAAGAAAGUCUGCGACGAGAAGUCGAGGACCUUUCAAUGACUCUAGUGAAGAUCCUGAACGAUCCGGGCCUCUGCACAAAUCCCUUCAUGCUCAAACACAUGAGCACGACAUUCCGGAUCAUUCGCGAGAGGACCAACGAGUACUGCCCUCUCGGCAAUCCGAUGUCGCGUGAAGAACACCUUAACAAUCUUCGCAACCUCCAGCUCCAAUUCCCAGCAUAUGUCAUCGAGCCGCUCAAUGCAUGCGCAUUGAUAGAGCCAUCGAACUCACCCAAGACGAGCGGUCCCCGGGCGACGGUCUGGACGACCGUUAAAGUCGGCGGUUUGCCAGGAGCGAUCAGCCGGGAGUCUGUGAGCAUCCUCCAUUGGAGGAAACGCGAGCCAGAAUCGCCCUGGGUUUGUCAUCGACACGAAGAGGUCCGAGGUGGUGGCGGCCAGACGGAUUAUUAG
Dissoconium aciculare CBS 342.82 is the source of this 546-nucleotide messenger RNA. RefSeq lists its product as uncharacterized. The transcript has 2 exons. Bases 1 to 546 code for a protein of 181 amino acids. Lineage: Eukaryota; Fungi; Ascomycota; Dothideomycetes; Mycosphaerellales; Dissoconiaceae. The record is from RefSeq and is a predicted model, not a curated record.